Setaria italica (foxtail millet) is the source of this 1370-nucleotide messenger RNA. Its product is annotated as single-stranded DNA-binding protein WHY1, chloroplastic. Gene Ontology annotation, biological process: defense response; regulation of DNA-templated transcription. The coding region runs from base 66 to 872 and encodes 268 amino acids. Gene Ontology annotation, molecular function: single-stranded DNA binding. The transcript is spliced from 6 exons. The record is from RefSeq and is a predicted model, not a curated record. Lineage: Eukaryota; Viridiplantae; Streptophyta; Magnoliopsida; Poales; Poaceae.
CCUUCGCCGGUUGGCACCCCACCCGUCCGCGCCGUCGUCACCUCGUCCGCAACCCGUUCGGCGAUAUGCCGCCGCCGGCGCCGCUCUUCCUCUCGCUCCCCUCGCCUCCCCCGCCGCUCCUGCCCGUCCACCACCACCCCAAGGCCCCGCAAGCCCUUUCCCUAGCCCCGCCGCUCGCCUCCUCCAGGAAGGCCGCCCUCCCCGCGUGCCCCGUCGCCUCCUCGCGCCACUCGGACUACUUCGACCCGCGGGCCCCGCCGCCGCCUCCGCCGCCGCGCGGGGACGGCGGGUACGGGCGCCCGCCCAACGGCGCGCACGAGGGGAGGGUGUUCACCAGCUACAGCAUCUACAAGGGCAAGGCCGCGCUGUCCUUCGACCCCAGGCCGCCGCAGUUCGUGCCGCUCGAUUCUGGAGCGUACAAGGUAGCCAAGGAGGGGUUCGUGCUGCUGCAGUUCGCGCCAGCCGUGGCCACGCGCCAGUAUGACUGGACGCGCAAGCAGGUGUUCUCAUUAUCUGUGUGGGAGAUAGGAACUCUGCUUACACUUGGUCCGACGGAUUCAUGCGAGUUCUUUCAUGACCCUUUCAAGGGGCGGAGUGAAGAAGGUAAGGUGCGUAAGGUUCUUAAGGUUGAGCCAACACCAGAUGGCAAUGGUCGCUUUUUCAACCUUAGUGUCCAGAAUCGUCUUCUCAACGUCGAUGAGAGCAUUUACAUCCCUAUAACCAAGGGAGAGUUUGCUGUCAUUGUAUCAACUUUCAAUUACAUCAUACCACACCUGAUGGGCUGGAGCACAUUUACAAGUUCUAUCAAACCCGAGGAUUCACGGUCGUACAACAGGCCACAGUCCACGCCUGAGUAUGAGUGGCGAAGGUGACCGAUGAUGUGCACGAGGGAGAUGGCUACAGCUCAAAGGGUGGAAUCGAUUGGUUUGGUGCAUAAUUCGGUUGGGUAAUCUGUGAAGAAUGCCUUUUGGGGUUUUACUGGCUUUGUUUCCUUUCUAGCAAAGCUGGACUUGGUAGCACCCCAGCUAUUCAGAAUUUCUCAGCUAUGUAGAAAAGUUUCACGGGGCAUGGCAAUGGCAUGGCCGCAUGGGAUGGGGGCCUUGUUUUGACUUUUGAGCAACAAAGCUCAGUUCUGACUAGGGGCUGCCGCAGCAGCAGAUACCCCGUUGUUGAUGUUGAGAUGCUUAGCACACCAAAGCUGCGAAGGCUUCGUGUCAGUCUGCCCCUAACCCACAGUUCUUAGUGGUACAAACUGAGAAAUGACUUGUCCUGCCACUGCCAGAAAAGGAAUGACCUUCCAUUCUUGAAAUACUCACCUCAAGUUAUUUGUAAAUGUAGUGUUUGCUGCAAUCUACUGCCUCGUUCCUUGA